CUCGGGACAGUCUGGCUUUCUACUGGUCGAGAGGAGGGGCGCGCCAGCGAGGCGGAGCUUGCGGAGGUUGGAGACGCCCGGGCCCGCCUCCUUCUUAGUAGUCCGAAGGGGCCUGCGCACAUUUUGAUUUCCACUCUAGAGCCGGAUCACCAUGGCGACUGGACAGAAGUUGAUGAGAGUUAUUCGAGUUUUUGAAUUUGGUGGACCAGAAGUGCUGAAACUCCGGUCGGAUGUUGCAGUGCCAUUUCCAAAAGAACAUCAGGUUCUAAUCAAAGUCCACGCAUGUGGUGUAAAUCCAGUGGAGACAUAUAUUCGCUCUGGCACUCACAUUAUAAAACCAGUCUUACCUUAUACUCCAGGCUCAGAUGUGGCUGGGGUCAUAGAAGCUGUCGGAGAUAAUGUGUCUGCUUUCAAGAAAGGUGACCGAGUUUUCACCACUGCCACCCUCUCUGGGGGCUAUGCGGAGUAUGCCCUGGCAGCUGAUCACACUGUUUACACACUGCCUGAAAAACUGGACUUCAAACAAGGAGCUGCCAUCGGGAUCCCCUAUUUUACUGCUUAUCGAGCUCUGUUGCACAGUGCCCGAGUGAAGGCUGGAGAAAGUGUCCUGGUUCAUGGGGCUAGUGGAGGAGUUGGAUUAGCAGCAUGCCAGAUUGCUAGAGCUCAUGGCUUAAAGGUUUUGGGCACAGCCAGUACUGAGGAGGGACAGAAGAUUGUUUUGCAGAAUGGAGCCCAUGAAGUGUUUAAUCACAAAGAAGUGAAUUACAUUGAUAAAAUUAAGAAAUCUGUUGGUGAGAAAGGAGUCAAUGUGAUUAUUGAAAUGUUAGCUAAUGUGAAUCUUAGUAAUGAUUUGAAACUUCUGUCGCGUGGAGGACGAGUAAUAAUUGUUGGAAGCAGAGGUCCUAUUGAAAUAACCCCACGGGACAUCAUGCCAAAGGAGUCUAGUAUAAUUGGAGUCAGUCUGUAUUCCUCGACUAAGGAGGAAUUUCAGCAGUUUGCAGCAGCUCUGCAAGCCGGAAUAGAAAUUGGAUGGUUGAAACCUGUAAUAGGUUCUCAGUAUCCACUGGACAAAGCAGCACAGGCUCACGAAAAUAUCAUUCAUAAUACUGGGACUACUGGAAAAAUGAUUCUCCUCUUGUGAUGAUUUAUUCUUCCAUGAAUUUCCUAUGUAGUUAGCAGCUUUCUUUCCCCUACUUUUAUUCACACUAUCUUUUCUUUCGUUAACACUCAUUUUAUUCAGUGCAUUUCUUAUAUGAGAAAGUGAAUUUCUUGAACAUGAUAUUUCUUUAUUGAGCAGAGGCAGUGCAAUAAAAUUACUUUAUAAUUCACAAUAUUUUGUAAUGCCAUCUAUCCUGAAUUGAGGAAUCAUCAUUGUAGGAGAUAGCAUGUUAGUAGUCAUUUGGCAUUGGAGUGUUCUCUAGAAAUUUUUAACUGAUCCUUGAUUAAUUCCAAAUUUUUGACUAAAACAUGCUAAUUCAAGGUAAGACUGCUUGAUUUUCCAGAAUAACUAGAUGUGAUUUCAGGCCUCCUUAUCUUUAUAAAGGUUCUUUAGUUGCUGAUUAGCCCAUAAUCGGCUCUGAUGAUUUUCUGGACUGAAAAAAAAAAUCUUUUUUUCAAAAUAUUCUUACCUGGAUCUCUAAGUCUCAUCCAAGGACAGGGAUAUACAAUGUCUGGACAAGUUGAUUGGUUUUUCAACUGCUACCCCAAAUAUUGGAAUAUUCACUGUAUUAUUGGUUGGUUGCCAAUGACUCACCUGUUCCUAAAGGAUAGCAUACUCAUGCAGUACUAGGUAUACAGUCCCCAACUAGACUCUUAUUGUUUGAUUACAUUUUCAGAGUAGAUUUAGAGUUAUCUUUGCAUGAUGGGAAUCAUAUGUUUUUAUUUAAUUAAUAAGUUUACAACUUUGACACAUUAAGAAUGUGGCUGGUCCUGGUGCACAGUAUGAACCCAGAUUUACCUCUCUCUCUCUCAUAGAUAAAGCUCUCACUCUUCCAUGAUUUCUCUCACUAAAUAAAAGCCUAAAUGUUAAAAAAAAAAAAAAGAAUGACCUUUUGUGUUUAUAACAUGGUAAUUCCCAAUAAAUUCAAUAGAAAAUUAAAA
Molecule: messenger RNA, 2100 nt
Organism: Oryctolagus cuniculus (rabbit)
Lineage: Eukaryota; Metazoa; Chordata; Mammalia; Lagomorpha; Leporidae
Gene: CRYZ
Product: crystallin zeta
Cellular component (GO): cytosol
Molecular function (GO): quinone reductase (NADPH) activity; mRNA 3'-UTR binding; NADPH binding
Source: RefSeq, a predicted model, not a curated record